This is a messenger RNA of Darwinula stevensoni, 5050 nucleotides long. The record is from the annotation of a GenBank genome assembly. NCBI's taxonomy places the organism in Eukaryota, Metazoa, Arthropoda, Ostracoda, Podocopida, Darwinulidae.
AGAGGAACUAGUGGGGGCACCUCGCUCACAUCCCAGCGACAUCGAUGAGCAGAGAACGGCCGUAGGCCUGGGCUAGCCUAGCAUGCACUCUGUUUCUCGCUCUCGACUGGGUGCAGGGCGAUAGAGAAGGCACAUUUCAGGAACAGUCCCUGCCUUACUCUUGUCUGGAACUUGGGAUUUCGACGUGACUUGAAGAAAACAUGUUCAGGGCGUUGAAAGCCCUCUUCCAGCCCCAGUUCGCACUGGAAAGUGUAUCAAACCCACUGAGGAUGAUCUCGACCUCUGCCUCCGUCAGAAAAGCAGAAGAUCGCAAGAGGAUGAUGAAGUCAGUCCCAAAAAUGGAUGAGGGAACAUCUGGUGAGAAGACACAGGAUCUGGACUUCACUAGGCGUGGAGGGAUGUUCCCAGAUGAAGACACUCCAACCACCUUGUUUGAUGGUGUACCUUUCAUGCAAUUACCCAUCAUUCACAUCAAAGUGUCAAAGAACAAUACACUCAUUACCUGCACUGACUACAAAGGGAAACCACAUUACAUGCACUCUUGUGGUAAAGAAGGAUUCAAAAAUUGCAGAAAAGGUACAAAUGUUGCUGCUCAAGCAACAGGGAUCUCUGCUGCAUUGGAUGAUGGAGAGGAUCGGAGUGAAGAGGAUCAGGCUUCAAGCUCUGAUGAUGAAGAUGAACAGCCAAAGAAGAGGCAGCACAAAUCCAGCAGUGAGGGGAGUGACUCUGACUCCUCAUCAAGUUCAUCAGCCAAAGAGGAUGAAGAAUCUUGGGAUGGUGACGAAUCACGGAAUGAUGCAAAAGAUCUUGAUGAUGAAGAUUCAAAGAGAGAAAGCACAGCAUCCUCUUCUCUCACCCCCAGAAAGGAGCGCUUUGCAGAUCUCAAACAGUACUGGGAAGAGAAUCCAGAUGUUUAUGGGAUCCGAAGAUCAGGGAGAAGCAGGAAGGAGCCUGAAAGACUACAGAUUAUUGAGUCUGAUUCCAAUGAUGCCCCUCGAAGCUCUGUGAGGAAGGCAGAAGGACGAGUGAAGCAAAGAGGUCAAAGACUGUCAGAUGAAGAUGAGGAUUCCAAAGAAGAUGAUUCUGAGGAGGAAUCAUGUGCAUCGAGGAGAAGCAGGCAUAAGGAACUGCCGAAGAGGUCCCAGAGUUCCUUGAAGAAUGCCAAAAAGUCUCGUUCACUUUCUUCAAGAAAACGGGUCCAAUUGAGUGAAACUAGUGAAGAUGAAUCUAGCAGUGGGAGUCUGUAUGAAGAAUCUGAUGCUGAACCCUCCUCCUCCCCCAAGAAGAGAGCUGGGCGCUCUCGUACUCAAAGGUCAGGAGCACAGGUUAGUUACAAAGAAGCCAGUUCAGAGGGAGAACAGGAAGGAGAUGAGGGAAAUCAGGAGACAGAGAAAAUGGCUGAUGUCACUCAGCCCCAAGAGGAGCUUGGUGAAUGUAUCGAGAAGAUCCUAAAUUAUCGAUAUGGUAGAAAAGGAGAUGAAAUGGGACUGGGAAAGACAAUCCAAGUGAUCUGCUUCCUGAGUUACCUCUAUGAGGCACAAAGUCUUUAUGGUCCAUUCCUAAUCGUUGUUCCAUUGUCCACUCUUACAUCAUGGCAACGGGAAACAGCCACGUGGUUCCCAUCCCUUAAUCUUGUCACAUAUAUUGGGGAUGUGAAUUCCCGCAAUCUCAUUCGACAAUAUGAGUGGUGUCACUUGGGGAACAAGAGACUCAAGUUCAAUGCAAUCCUCACCACUUAUGAGAUUUUGCUCAAGGACAAGGCCUUCCUCGGCAGUAUCUCAUGGGCUGUACUUGUGGUGGAUGAGGCACAUCGAUUAAAAAAUGAGGACUCCCUGCUGUACAAGAGUCUCAUGGACUUUGACACGAAUCACCGAGUUCUUGUAACAGGAACUCCUCUCCAGAAUUCUUUGAAGGAACUUUGGGCCCUUCUUCACUUCAUCAUGCCUGAAAGGUUUGAUAACUGGAAGGAAUUUGAGAGUGAGCACGCAGCAGAAAAAGCAGCUGAGAAAGGCUACUUGCGACUGCACAAACUCCUGGAGCCAUUCAUUCUGCGUCGAGUGAAGAAGGAUGUUGAGAAGUCUCUGCCAGCCAAGGUGGAGCAGAUCCUGCGGGUAGAGAUGACAUCCAGUCAAAAGCAGUAUUACAAGUGGAUCCUAACCAAGAAUUAUGAGGCCUUAAGGAAGGGGAACAGAGGGUCUCUAUCCACUUUUGCAAACAUUAUUGUGGAGCUGAAAAAGUGCUGUAACCAUGCAUUUCUCACCAAACCACCUGAAUAUAGUCAAUCUCAGUCUCAGAGUGAGCGAUUGCAGCAUCUAAGGAAAGGCAGUGGGAAGUUGUUGCUGCUAGACAAGCUCCUAGUGCGGCUAAGAGAGACGGGGCAUCGAGUCCUCAUCUUUUCACAGAUGGUUCGCAUGUUGGACAUCCUUGGAGAAUACCUUCAGCUCCGACACUUCCCCUUCCAGCGAUUGGAUGGGGGGAUCAAGGGAGAGCUUCGUCGCCAGGCCCUUGAUCAUUUCAAUGCUCCUGGGUCUCUGGACUUCUGUUUCCUGUUAUCAACUCGAGCAGGUGGUCUUGGGAUCAACCUUGCCACAGCAGACACUGUUGUCAUUUUUGACUCUGACUGGAAUCCUCAGAACGAUCUGCAAGCUCAGUCACGAGCUCAUCGUAUUGGCCAGAAGAAUCAAGUAAAUAUCUAUCGUCUGGUGACAAAGAACUCUGUGGAAGAAGACAUCAUUGAACGAGCCAAGAGGAAGAUGGUGCUAGACCAUCUGGUCAUCCAACGCAUGGACACCACAGGACGGGCCAUCCUUGACCGCAAGGCCAACAACCCCAAUGCCACUUCAGUCCCCUUCAACAAGGAGGAACUGUCAGCCAUUUUGAAGUUUGGAGCUGAAGAGCUUUUCAAAGAUGAUGAUGAGAAUGAAGAUGAACCAGCCUGUGAUAUCGAUGACAUCCUACAUCGUGCUGAGUUGCGUGAGGAUGAUGAAGGGAAGAUGCCUGGAGAUGAGCUUCUUUCAGCUUUUAAAAUGGCUAGUUUUGCUAUUGAAGAAGAUGAAGAUGAAGGAGGGAAGGUGGAAAUUGAAUCAGAUCACAAGGAUCCAGAUGUCAAUUCUAAAGACUGGGCUGAAAUCAUUCCAGAAAACUUUCGUAAGAAAGUUGAAGCUGAGGAGCGAGAUAAGGAGCUUAAAGACAUCUAUCUACCCCCAAGAUUUGUGCGGAGUUGGAAGAAGUUUGGAAACCCAAUGCAGAGGUUGGAUGCCAUAGCUGGGGAUGCAGAGCUCCUGGAGAAGCCCAUGGGUGACCUGCGACGUCUUGGAGAGCUACUCCUCAGGCGCUGUGAGGAGGCUCUCAGGCAACAGCAAGAGAAAAUAGAUGCAACCCCAGCUGAUUCUGCUGAUGCUUCGAUGCCUGGUCGGGGGAGACGGGGACCAUCAUUCAAGGUUGGGGGAGUGUCAGUGAAUGCUAAGACAUUAAAGGCACAGAUGACUGACUUGCAGCCGCUGGCGGCUGUCAUCCCCUCUUCAAAGAAAGUCAGGGAUGCUUGGGUCUUGGAGAUCCCACGGUUAAAGCCAGCACAAUUUGACUGUGACUGGACCAUCCAAGACGACUCAGCUCUCCUCAGAGGAGUGUAUGAGUAUGGGAUGGGUGCUUGGGAACAAAUCAAGAUGGAUCCAAUCUUGGGUCUUACUGACAAAAUCCUGCCAACUGGUGCAGAUAAGAAACCUCAGUCAAAGCAACUCCAGUCUCGUUGUGACUACCUCCUUCGCCUACUUAGGCGAUCUCAUAACCCUCCCCCAGGCAAGGGGAGUCCCAGAAAGGGUCGGAAGGUGAAAACGAAAGCCAUUGUGGAAGACAACGAUAUUUCAUCAGAUGAUGAGGAUGACAAAUUGAAGCCAGAAGAUUCUGGAAAGCAGAAAGAGAAGGAGGAUACCAAUCAGGCAGAAGUAUUCCUCUCGUGCAAAGAGAAGAUGAGACCAGUAAAGAAGGCAUUGAAGGCAUUAGACCGACCUGAGGAAGGCCUGAACGAGAAGGAGCAGGUGGCUCACACACGACAUUGCCUCCGGCUUAUUGGAGAUCACAUCUGUUCCCUCCUCAAGGAACAUGCAGAUGACAUGGGGAAGCUGAAGGAAUGGAGACAUCACCUUUGGUCUUUUGUCUCCCAGUUCACAGAAUGUGAUGCCAAGAAGCUGUACAAGCUUUACAAAAAAGCAAAAAAGAAGGAGAAGGAUAAGGAAAAGGAGAAAGAAAAGGAAAAGGAGAGAGACAAGACCAAGGAAAAAGAUCCUGGAGCACGAGAGAAGGGGAAAAGGAAGCUGAAUUUUCACAAUUCUGAUGCUGAAAACCAAGAUGCCUCACCCUCUAAAAAACCCUAUCGUGACUCUUCAUAUCGCAAAUCAUCUUUCUCCAAGUUGUCCAUCUUUCUUCUUGCUUUGCUUUGGGUGAGAAUGAUUCCAAAGGGAGUCAUCACCAUCAUCAAUCAUAUCACCAGCAUUCAGGCACUGGGAGAAGUGCUGUAUGGGACAGGAGUUCACAACAACACCACCAACAGCCACAUCACGUCCCUCAUGAAUAUCCUCAUCAGCGAGGGCCACCCAUGCACUGGCCAGCAGGCUCUCAUCCAUAUCAGCAUAAGGAUAGGUAUAGAGAUGGUGGUGGAGGUGAAGGUGGAAGUGGAUGGUAUGCAGGUGGCCCCCCUCAACUUCCACUGCCACCCCCUGUUUGGGGAGGUGCCCCUGGGUUCCAGCCCAGUUAUCCUGGUUUUCCAUAUGACUCGGAAUUCAGAGAUCGAGGCAGUUUCUAUCCAAGUCACAAGCACCCUAAGUCUUCCCUGUGAUAUUUGAGCAACUUGGAGAAGGAAAAAAGUUUUGUUUCUUCCUGCACAUUGUCUGCGAUGCUGAACUCGUGUGAUAUCUUGUGUUGAGUACGAUUGGACAGAUUAAGUUUAUUGUCCAUCUGUGUUGCAGUGGGAGUAAGCGUUCCAUGUUUUCUCAUGUUAAUCGGGAUGUAUGCCUGCAUUUUGAGAUGAAAAUGGUUUCUUUUUUCUAAGAAA